AACAAAUCAAUCGAAACAUGGCAGUGUGGAUGAAAAGUCCGAAAUGUGUUGCCUUCUCUCUAGUAAUAUGUAUAGUGUACUUACUGUUAUCAAGACUAUAUUUGCUGCUAAUUAAAGACUAUGAGAUAAUUGAUUUGCCUCCAGAAACUGGUAUAACUAUAGAUCAUCAUGGGAGAUGUAGAUGUCCGCAGAAUUCACCGAUUCUUGCUGGUAAUUUGGAUAUAAGAUUUUCUGAUGUUCCGACAUUGAAGCAAAUGGCUAUGAUGUUUAAGUGGUUACAACCAGGAGGAAGACAUAAACCAGAAGAAUGUCUGUCCAGACACAAAGUAGCGGUGCUGAUUCCCUAUAGAAAUAGACAGGAGCAUCUUAAUAUCUUGUUGUAUGUUUUACACCCGAUGCUGCAACGCCAACUCUUGGACUAUGGCAUUUUUGUCAUUGAACAGACCAAUGGUUCAUUGUUUAAUCGGGGGUUGCUCUUCAACAUAGGAUACGUGGAGGCAUUAAAAGUUGAUAACUACUCGUGUUUUGUAUUUCACGAUGUCGAUCUUGUACCUGAAAACGAUAAAAUCUUGUAUGGAUGUAUAGACAGUCCAAUCCAUCUGUCUGCAGCAAUUGAUAUAUCUAAUUACAGAUUACCAGAUAUAAAGCUCUUUGGAGGCGUUUCUGUAAUGCUUCGAACGCAUUUUGAAGCAGUUAAUGGCUUUUCAAACUUGUAUUACGGAUGGGAUGGAGAAGAUGAUGACAUAUUUUACAGAAUGACAAGGAGAAAGUUUCGGCUGAAAAGGUUUCCUUUGAAUAUCUCCAGGUACAAAAUGAUGAAGCAUAUGAAAAAUGUUGAAAAUCUAAAAAGAUAUGAACUCCUGAGAGAAGGCUUAGGAAGGAUGGAAGUGGACGGAAUAAACUCAGUAGAUUUCUAUUAUAAAAGAGUUGAUUUCUCUGAAAUGCCUUUGUAUACUAAAAUAGUAGUUGAUGUACUUAGAUAAAUGUGCUUCGACAAAUUUCCCCAUCUAAGACAAUGGUUUCGAUUGUAUGUUAACUCAUAAUCAUGCGGUGCCAUUCUGAAAUCUUGAUGUCAUGUACUUUAAAUGCAACAGAUCUUACGUUAGGUUUACUGCUGGUUAAAAACUUGUAGCAUUUGUUUGUGCAGUGGGGUUUUAUAUAGCUGGAAUUGUUGAUUUGUUUGACAAAAUUCAUGAAAAAUAAAAGCAUCGAAAUGUUCAUUCAUAUACAUAAACAAUAAUCACAUGAAAUGAAAAUCCACCAAAUAAUAAGGCACUAUUAAUUUAAACCACGAUAAUGAGAAAAUGUGUGAAAAUAGCAAUAUGUACCAAUUUGAUCAAGUUCAUUUUGUUCAUGCUUAGGAAUUUGGGAUUAUCUGUCUAGAGCACAUCGCAUUUGGGUGAAUUCUCCAACAUCAUUUGACCUAUAGUAUUGAAAUUUUACACAGCGUCUUUAAUACAAACACACCUGGAAUUUGCAAAAGUGUUUAUCAUGAUUUAUGAAGGAAAAAGAGUUAUAUUACAUCUGUGCACUAAGAUAUGAUGACAGACCUAAAUCUCAAAAUAAUGUACAAAAUGUUCUUGAAGGAAUUACACAGGAAUAAUUUGUUUGCUAUUUUUCAUUCAUGUACAGUUUACCAAAUUACUGGCGGUAAAUAUGACUAUUUUGUUUAACCAUAGGUUAGUAUUCGACCUUUCAUAAUUUUCCAAUAAACUUCUAGACAAUGUAAAUCUUUGAUUGGCAGUAUUGCAGCGACCUAGCAUGCAUCAUUUGUACAUAAUGUAUAUGUAGGCAAGAACUGAAAACAAAAAGCUUGAAUGAGGAGUGAAAUGCCGUCAUGGUUAAUAUUUAGCUACUGAACAACCCCUUCCCACUGGGGGUUAGGAUGCACUCCCAAGAAUAUUGUUAACGAGAUGAAAAAUUACAUCUGAGAGCAAACAAAUGCUAGUUUUAACAAAUUAGAUAUGAUUAUUUUAAGUUGAAAUAUUCGGGAAACCGGCAUUAUUGGCAGCUCAAUUUAAUAAAAUUCUAUACUAAAAG
Molecule: messenger RNA, 2040 nt
Organism: Ostrea edulis (European flat oyster)
Lineage: Eukaryota; Metazoa; Mollusca; Bivalvia; Ostreida; Ostreidae
Product: beta-1,4-galactosyltransferase 1-like
Exons: 6
Coding region: 18-983 (321 amino acids)
Biological process (GO): carbohydrate metabolic process; glycosphingolipid biosynthetic process
Molecular function (GO): N-acetyl-beta-glucosaminyl-derivative 4-beta-N-acetylgalactosaminyltransferase activity
Source: RefSeq, a predicted model, not a curated record